Annulohypoxylon truncatum is the source of this 1624-nucleotide messenger RNA. Its product is annotated as peptidase C13 family-domain-containing protein. Gene Ontology annotation, molecular function: GPI-anchor transamidase activity. NCBI's taxonomy places the organism in Eukaryota, Fungi, Ascomycota, Sordariomycetes, Xylariales, Hypoxylaceae. The transcript has 2 exons. Bases 282 to 1475 code for a protein of 397 amino acids. Gene Ontology annotation, biological process: attachment of GPI anchor to protein; protein localization to cell surface; proteolysis. Gene Ontology annotation, cellular component: GPI-anchor transamidase complex. The record is from RefSeq and is a predicted model, not a curated record.
CACCUAUGAAAGCGAUUCGUCCCUGCCGCGCCUGCUAGCGCAUAUACAAUACGAUACAUGGUUACAUGAUACACGGGAAGGACCCCUGUUUAAUUGAGUCUGAGGUCUCGACGGGAUGACAAAUCAAUAUUCAUUCCAAUACAUUUCAAUAUUCCAUCAGCAAAUGUUCGUCUAUGAAAUUUAGUAUCAUAGCAAAACACGGUCAUCGGUAUUUUAUUGUCACCCGUCGAUGGAAAGGCACCAAAACAUAGGAAUACUGUGAUCAGCUAUCACCCAUCACCAUGAAGCUCUCAAGCGUAUUACAUCUCCCCGCGCUCCUGGCAGCGACAUUGCUGUCCCCUAUACAGCCCGUGUCGGCAGAGCAUACCAGUAAUUGGGCUGUCUUAGUAGGCACUUCGAGAUUCUGGUUCAACUACCGCCACCUCGCCAACGUAUUGUCCAUGUAUCGAACUGUCAAGCGACUGGGAAUACCCGAUUCGCAAAUCAUCCUGAUGCUUCCCGACGACAUGGCUUGCAAUCCUCGGAACGCCUUUCCAGGUACCGUGUAUAGUAACGCAGACCGCGCCGUCGACCUGUACGGAGACAACAUCGAAGUCGACUAUCGGGGAUACGAGGUUACCGUCGAGAACUUCAUCAGGUUAUUGACGGAUCGCGUCGGGGACGAGAUGCCAAGGAGCAAGCGAUUGCUGACGGACGACCGGAGUAACAUAUUCGUGUAUAUGACGGGCCACGGAGGAAACGAGUUCCUCAAAUUCCAGGAUGCGGAGGAAAUCGGUGCUUUUGAUUUGGCGGAUGCGUUUGAGCAGAUGUGGGAGAAGAGAAGGUACCACGAGAUUCUAUUUAUGAUCGACACGUGCCAAGCGAACACCAUGUAUAGCAAGCUUUACUCUCCCAACAUCAUCGCGACCGGGUCUUCGGAGCUAGACCAAUCCUCGUAUUCGCACCACGCCGAUAACGACGUCGGGGUGGCUGUUAUUGAUCGGUACACGUAUUAUAACCUCGAGUUUCUGGAGUCGGAAGUCAAAGACCUAGGUAGUAAGAAGACGGUUGGCGAUCUAUUCGACAGUUACAACUACGAGAAGAUUCAUUCAAACGCCGGUGUGCGGUACGACUUAUUCCGAGGUGGCGCGGAGGCGGCGCGGAGUCGGCUGCUAACCGAUUUCUUCGGAAACAUACAAAAUGUGGAGGUAGACGGAGCUAGGAACAAUACGAUCGACGAGGACGUUUUAGCUCUUAGUAGGACGAUCGCAAAGCUGCGAGAGAUGGCUGACCAAGACGACGAAGCUAUUGCCGCAAACAAGAGCAACACCAAAGAGUCGACCAAAGCUAAAUCUCAGCAGUCGAAGAGAGUCCAAAUGGCCAAGCCAUUAACGGAGGAGAACUGGUACGCGAAGAAGCUUGUGGGUGCGACAGCGUUAGCUAGCUGCGCUGCUUUAUGGGCUCUUGGGUCAUACUUGGAGACGCCAAAGAAUUAGAGACUACCUGAUAUAUGUUUCGUAUUGAUAAUAAAGAAAACUCGUAAUUCUAUAUCAAAUCUAUUAUGAAUACAACGCAUAAGUGGUUAUGUUAUUUUCGAGUACUAUUAAGAAGGUGCAUGUAUUGCAUAUCUACAUGCAUGAGAUGG